GUUUACAUAUCGUUCGUGCGGGGGGCAAGGAGCAAGACGCGGGAGGAAUAAGCCCGAGUUACAUAGGUCAUAUUGUAAGCAGUUCGGGACAUCAUGUAGGGGCUGUCAGCGCAUGAUAACGAGGACUAUUUAUUGAAUAAACAUUCAUUUUCGUAUAGCGUCGCGACGCGUCGCCACGGCAUGCGUCGCCACGCCAGAAAUCGGUUUUACGUGCGGCUAAAGAUGUUUCACAUCAAUGGUCAUGAUAACGCGAUUAUUACGGCAAUGAUUUUUGAGGAUCGAGCAUGGGUAGUGACUACCCAUCUAUUAAGCCAUAUUCCUCUAUUAUUUAUGUGACCACAGAGUUUUAAGCAGUUGUAAGUAAUAUUGGUACUUGCAUUUGAUUAUUAUAGGGUAACCACAUAUAUAUAGGACAUAGGGAAUACGUCAUAUGCAUUGGGGGCAUGAAGUGAUACUGAUUUUGACAGUGACAGAUUCCCUUAAAAAAUUACAGGGAUAGCUGAUAGUGAUAACUGAUAAGUUGAUAACAAAUAACAAUAAAGAAGAAUAAUUUUAACUCCUAAAUAAAACGAUACAAAACAUAAGCCAUAUAUUUAAAUUUAGCUAAAGUGGAAUUAGUUACUUACGAAUAUAUGUACUAUUCUAAAUAUUGUUACCACUAAUGUAAAGUGUUGUAGUUCAUAUUAACAUGUACUUACAAUAAUAACUUUUUUUAUAAAUAUGCCUAUAGACAUAAAAUGUGUUAAUUGCAUAAACAUGGACAGUGUAGAGGAAGGACAAGUUCCAAAGGAAUUCAUUGAGUAUGAUUUUGCAGAAGACGCUCUAGAUUUUGAGCUUCAGUUAGCCGAAGCGCGGGAAGUAAAAUUUACACAUACCUUAGUAGAACCAUUGUCGAUCGGAUCCCACGUUGUGUGCACGGGCACACCCUCUGAAGAUUUACCAUGGUUUGCCGUGAAUAUUGGGUGCGGAGAUGCCGAAUCGGGUCGAGGAGAUAUAGCCGUCCACUUUAACGUUCGUCUGCCACAAUGCUAUGUCGUGAGGAACACAAAGCGCCACGACAAGUGGGGACUCGAGGAAACCACUGCUUAUCGAUUAUUUCCAUUCAAAGCAGAUUCGCUAUUCACGAUCGAGAUCCUGGUGGAUGAAAAGGAAACAUUAUGGGCAGUGAAUGGGGAGCAUUAUUGCAGCUACGAGCAUAGAAACCCGAGCCCCCUCGUAGCUAGCUGGGUGCAGGUGACGGGCAUUCGAGAUGCGACGUUAAGCGUAAUGAAGACUGAUAUUUACCCGACAUUGGCGUCACCGGUGUUAGAAGUACCAGUAAGAGAUUAUUUUAAAGGUCCAGCUAAAGGCGAGGAGCCAUCUUGGCAUUCCAAUAUCAUAGCUGCAUUACCGUAUGGUGUCCCAGACGCUCACCAGUUGGUUAUUCAUGGAAGACUACGGCCAAUGCUGCACUCGUUCACCGUGGACCUAAUGGACUACACGCGCGAGUGGCCGCGGCCCAACAUCCACCUGCACGCGAGCCUGCGCGCGCACGCCGACUCGCACCUCGACCGGCAGCUCGUCGUGCUCAACGCGUGGCUCGGCGCCUGGGGGCCCGAGCGCCGCCAGCGCACCGCGCGCCUCGUGCCCGCCACCAAGACAACAUUACGCAUAGUCCGAGGGCCGGCUGAAUGGUGCAUAUUUGCGGAUGACUUUCUCAUCGGUGAGCUGGAGUAUCGAGCGGCAGCCGCUGGGGUCAAAGCGCUACGAAUUCGGGGAGAUCUUUAUCCCGAAGAGAUUUAUAUUUGUCCAUCCACCAACUCUCCCGUAGGAGAGGAAAAACGUAACGGUCCAUAGACAUAAGGCGGUGAUAAAAUUAGCUUUUACUGAUAAAUUUUAUUAGAUGUGUUUUAAACUAUAGUAUGACGGUCCAUUGCAUUUGAUCAUGAUUUUGAUGAUAAGUAAUUAUUAAUGAAUUAGAUCUCUUAUAAAAGACUAUUGAGCCUAAAGACGAUGUUCUUCAAUUGAUAAUCGAAUAUUAUAUUAAGGUACUUAUGAAUUUAAUUAUAUCAAAGAUUUUGAUUCCUGUGCAAUUAAUGCUGGUGAUGUUUGAAAGUUUUUAUAUAUUAUAAUUAUUUAUAUUUUAUUUUUGAUUAAAGUGCUUAACCUCGUGUAAUCGCAAGUUGUUGCUAAUUUAUUUAUAUAUAAAUAAAAAUUAUUAAUAAUAAGGGAAUUGUGAUAUUGUUGACAGUUAUAAACAGAUUAUACAAGCUUAUAAAUGUGCCAUUGAAAUUAAGUACAGAAAGCAUUUAUGUCGUUGCAAGUUAUAUAAUGUAUUUAUCAGAUAAGUGAUAUUUUUUGUUCAAAUGACUCUUGUGUAGACUAAGACAAAUGUUAUAUUAAAACUUAAGUUAUAAGAAAUAAUCAUUGAACUGUUCUUAUGGUCAAAAUAAAGGCUAUGUUUGUGA
This is a messenger RNA of Zerene cesonia (dogface butterfly), 2447 nucleotides long. RefSeq names its product galectin-4-like. Gene Ontology annotation, molecular function: carbohydrate binding; galactoside binding. The transcript is spliced from 8 exons. NCBI's taxonomy places the organism in Eukaryota, Metazoa, Arthropoda, Insecta, Lepidoptera, Pieridae. The record is from RefSeq and is a predicted model, not a curated record. Bases 721 to 1836 code for a protein of 371 amino acids.